AUGGAAGCCCCUCACGCCGACCUUGAGCGCUGCCCGGGUCGCCUGCGGAGCUAUGAGGAGAUUGUGGCGGAGCAUGCCUUCGCCCCGAGGAGUCGAGGACGUGGCGCGAGGUAUCAGGGGGCUCAGAUGGCUUCCUUCACCACUUUCUUCAUGACCGAAGUCUCCUGCCUCGCGGGCAACUUCACGGAGCGCGAGCUCCUCAGCUGCUGCGCACGGCCCGUGCGCCGGGGCUGUCCCUUCCACCGGCCUAGGAGGACCUGGAGCUUUUGCUGCGAAAAGGAGCUGUUGAAACAGGUGUUAGAGGCGAUGCCCCAGCGAUAUUCCCGGAACCUCACAGGCGUUCCAACGUGGAAGCUGCUGGAGGGCCGGCCUGACUGCAAGCUGAUACCUCAGCUCCCAUCCAUGACCUUACAGAUGUGGUUGGCUCGAUUGCUGCAACAUGGUGCGCAAGCAGCCCGCUGUGUGUAUGGUUUGGCCGACAAACUACAAGAAACACCAGAAGCUGCCCAAAGCGUGGCAUUUUUGGCCGCCGAACUAGCACGAAAGUGUCCUGGAAGAAGGACCUUGCUGGCCUUGCGAAGAAAUUUGAUGAUAUGGUGGGAUCGCAACAAAUUCUUGACUCAGUGGACAGAGAUGGAAGCAACCUUUCAGCAAGCCUUACUUUCUGUUUACAAAUGCCAGCAGAAACUGCCAGCGGUACCUGUGAUACACCUGCACAUUCCGAAGACGGCUGGAUCUUCCAUGAAGCAAUGGGCCACCUUGACUGGAUACAAGCUCCAUGAUCAUUACGACCAGACACUGGACGGCGAUGGCGCCUACUGGAUGGGUGCUCCUGCACGUCUGGGGAAUUGUAAGCAGCGCGUUUGGGAAAGCCAUCUGAACAACGCCAGCUGGUUCCCGGUGGAGCGCUGGCUGGACCUGCCGCUCUGCGAAGAAUUUCAGUAUGUGGUGACGUUGCGGGAGCCGGUGCCCAGGCUGCUGCACCAGUUCCAUCACUUCAUGUCUUGUUUCAGCAAGUCACAGCGUUUGCAGGUGUUGCAGGGCCAGCCCAGCAUUGAGAAAUUCAUUCCUAUUCGUUUGAUGUCGUUGUGGAACUACGAGGAGCUGAAACUCCGGAUCCCCAAGCAGCUGCAAGGGAAUCUGACAUCCCAGGAGGCAGCGGAUGCCAUCCGCUGGCCGAGCGACUGGUUGAACCUCUGGUUGGGGAUGACUAGCAACUACCAGGUUCGCAGCCUGGCAGGCACCGGAGACGGCAAGGCCUACCUGGAAGAUGGUCCGAAGGCCGCCCGGCGCCUGCUGGGCGCCAAGGCCGUUCUGGAGCAGCUGGAUGUGGUUCUCACGGCUGGAGCACAUGGACAUGAUGCGGCGGAUGAAAUGUUAUUGAAAGAAGCCCUGAGAACACCAAAGUCCUCAGAAUCGGGUUUUCCCUUUGUGUCCCACACGAUCUUUGACGACCAAAAGACCAGCCCCUUUCGCUUCAACCCACUGAAGCUCUCAUGGCCCGUGGCUUUGGACCUUCAGCAGCGCAACCACGCGGAUCGACUGCUGCUGAGCUAUGCGCGGCAACUGAGCUAUGAAGAGAUUCUGUCGGAGCAUUCCUUCCCGCCCAGCGACCCCCUGGGUCGCCGCCGGGCUCGGCAGAAUUAUUCCGGAUCCCUGGCAGUGCGGAGGGCCACUCUCCCCGUGCGUUCCACACGUUACGCCACCACCACAGCCUUCCUGUUGAGAAACGUGACCUGCUUCCAGUUCAACACAUCGGCCAGGGAGGUCCUGUCCUGCUGUGAGUCUCGUCCCGCAUCCAGCACCUGUCCCUUCAACCUGGGGAAGUCACAGAGCAUGUGCUGUGAAAAGGAGCGCCUGAGGCGAGAACUGGGACAGAUGCCUCAAGGAUAUCCCUGGAACGUCACAGCUGUAGCCGUUCCAGCCUGGAAGCUGCUGGAGGGCCGGCCUGACUGCAAGCUGAUACCUCAGCUCCCAUCCAUGACCUUACAGAUGUGGUUGGCUCAAUUGCUGCAACAUGGUGCGCAAGCAGCCCGCUGUGUGCAUGGUUUGGCCGACAAACUACAAGAAACUUCAGAAGCUGCAGAAAGCGUGGCAUUUUUGGCCGCCGAACUAGCACGAAAGUGUCCUGGAAGAAGGACCUUGCUGGCCUUGCGAAGAAAUUUGAUGAUAUGGUGGGAUCGCAACAAAUUCUUGACUCAGUGGACAGAGAUGGAAGCAACCUUUCAGCAAGCCUUACUUUCUGUUUACAAAUGCCAGCAGAAACUGCCAGCGGUACCUGUGAUACAGCUGCACAUUCCGAAGACGGCUGGAUCUUCCAUGAAGCAAUGGGCCACCUUGACUGGUUACAGGGUGCUGGAUCAGAACCGACAGACCUGGCACGGCGACGGUCCCUACUGGAUUGGUGCGGCCGCGCACCUAGGCAGUUGUGAGCAGCGCCUUUGGGAAAGCCAUUUGAACAACGCCAGCUGGUUCCCGGUGGAGCGCUGGCUGGACCUGCCGCUCUGCGAAGAAUUUCAGUACGUGGUGACGUUGCGGGAGCCGGUGCCCAGGCUGCUGCACCAGUUCCACCACUUGUUCUCGUAUUUCAGAGACUCCCUUAGUGCCGAGAGGCUGCAGUCGGAACCUCUGGAGACCUUGGCGCCCCGGCGCUUCGUAGCGCUCUGGCGGUACGAGGAGCUUCGGCACCAACUGCGUGGCCGGCGCAGGGCUCGAAAGCACCUGAAGCUGCAGCCGAAUCUGACAUCCACGGAAGCAGCCCGUGCCAUGCAUUGGCCUACCGAUUGGUUGGAGCUGUGGCUGGGGAUGAUUAGCAACUACCAGGUUCGCAGCCUUGCCGGUGCCGGUGGCGCCAAUGCAUACCUGGAAGACGGUCCAAAGGCCGCUCGGCGCCUGCUGGGCGCCAAGGCUGUCCUGGAGCAGCUGGAUGUCGUCCUGGUGGCGGAACCCCGUGGGCUUGGUGCAGUGGAUGCGAUGCUGUUGAAGGAAGCCCUGAGAACUGACUUGGAGCCGGGCUUCCCCUUCGUGUCCCAUCAUGACUACGGGGACCAGAAAGUCCAAGCGUUUCGCUUCAACCCCGUGAACCUCUCGUGGCCCAUGGCCCUGGACCUGCGCCUCCGCAACUAUGCGGAUCGCGUGCUGGUGAGCUACGCGCGACGCCUCAGGCGACUGGAUCGGAUCUUCUUCCAGAUGCUGUCCCAAAAGAAGUGCGACACCUCGGAAGCCUUUGUUGGCAAACCCGGGCGCGCUGGAGGCGGUGGGGGUGGACCCACACCUGAGGAGAAGCUACAGGUGCUCCUGUAUCGUGUAGCGCUGGCUGUCACGGCCGUUUGCUGGACGCUGGUGUACACCUUGGAUUUCUUCAUGACCAGUGGCAUUUCCAUCAUUGAUGGGUCCAUCCAGGCUUCAGCCCUGGUUCUCGCGGAUGUUUCGGCUGCCGUGGCAUUGCUCGCGGCACCUACCGGGUCCAGGUUGGUGGCAGGGCUAGCGUUUCGCUCCCUGGGGUUCUGCACUUUGCUGUUGGUCGCCCUUGGCAUGACGCAAGGCUUGGGUGCGGUGCCCGGACCUUUGUGCGUGGUCCUAAUCUGUGCCCGCGAGAUCUUUUGGUUUGGAUGGUUCUACAAGGUGGAUGCCAUUUGGGGUGCCUUGUGCUUCACCGCGGUGCUUGCCUGGCGCUUGGCGUUGGCCAAUGAGUCAACCAGUGAGGUGUUAGCGCCUGAGCUGCCAGUCUUCGAGAGUUGGGAAGACAUGCCAAAAGUCCCCACCCUCUUCGACGUGCGGCCUGUGGGGCCGCCGGUGCCGCUGUCCUUCGCCUGUUGGAUCAGCUUGUCCGUGACAGCGCUCAGCGGGAUAGCUCGCAUCCCUGUCGCCUGUUUCGGCUCCAAAAGAUCUCAGAGAUUUCGCUCCGUGCCAUCGCUCGCCGUGCCGACCUUGUGUCGUGAGCGUGAAACCAUGCUGGCACUCGAGGCAGUUGGAUUCUUUGAAAAGACCUGCAGGGUUUCUGCUGCUUUCAUGUUUGAUUUGCUGUUCCCCUGGGCUCAAGUGAUAGACCGAUCCUCUCCGCUACGGCCCGCUUUUCGACACGACGACCCCGGUAUGGCGCGGCGCUAUGACUCAAGGACCACCACUUUCUCUCCUGAGGGACGCCUCUACCAGGUGGAGUACGCCAUGGAGGCCAUCAACUUAGCCGGAUCCACGGUGGGCAUCUUGGCGGAGGAUGGCGUGAUCCUGGCGGGAGAGAAGAAGACCACUUCCAAGCUGCUGGAUCAGGCAAAGCAGCACGAGAAGCUCUUCCAAUUGGAUGAUGCCAUGUUCUGUGCCGUAGCGGGCAUCACUUCGGAUGCCAACAUCCUCAUCAACCGACUUCGGCUCACGGCCCAGCAGCACGCCUACAGCUUCUCGGAACCGAUGCCCGUGGAGCAGCUGGUUACAUCCAUCUGUGACUACAAGCAGGGCUAUACGCAGUUCGGAGGCCUUCGGCCUUUCGGAGUCUCCUUCCUGGUGGCUGGCUGCUGGGCAGACUGGUUUGCGGCUGGAAAGGGCAAAAAAAGCUAUGAUGUGCACCAUGGCUUUCAGCUCUAUCACACGGACCCCUCUGGCAACUUCAGCGGAUGGAAGGGCUAUGCCAUUGGAGUGAACAACAACACGGCUAUGCAGAUCAUGCGUCAAGACUGGAAGCCAGGUGUGGGGGCCCAGGAUGGCAAGGGGCGAGCUCCGGCUGCCGGAAACCCGUGUGUAAAAUGGGUCAAGCAUUCCCUGAUUUGA
Molecule: messenger RNA, 4764 nt
Organism: Cladocopium goreaui
Lineage: Eukaryota; Dinophyceae; Suessiales; Symbiodiniaceae
Source: the annotation of a GenBank genome assembly